Messenger RNA from Branchiostoma floridae (Florida lancelet), 7226 nucleotides. Its product is annotated as agrin-like. The transcript has 38 exons. The record is from RefSeq and is a predicted model, not a curated record. NCBI's taxonomy places the organism in Eukaryota, Metazoa, Chordata, Leptocardii, Amphioxiformes, Branchiostomatidae. Gene Ontology annotation, molecular function: calcium ion binding; protein binding. Bases 1 to 5373 code for a protein of 1790 amino acids.
AUGUCCCUGAGAGAUAACCCCUGUAUAGCAGUGUUCUGUGGUUUUGGUGCGACGUGCGACCCCACGCAGAUCAACGAUGCCGGGAAGGGGACGUGUAUCUGCGAACAGACGUGUUCCAGCGGAGUCAUCGCGCCCGUCUGUGGCUCCGACGACGUCACGUACUCCAGCAAGUGUAACCUGGAGCUCAAGUCCUGCCAGACACAGGCCAGGAUCACAGUCAAGAAGGAAGGAAAAUGCAUACAAGAUCCGGAUUCGAACCCCUGUGUAGGCAAGGACUGCAGAUACGGCAGCUCCUGUGUCGUGGACGGCUCCACCGCGAAGUGCGUCUGUCCGGUUUGCGACGAGCAGAUCGAGAGCACGGUGUGCGGCGAUGACGGAAACGACUACAAGAAUGAGUGCGAGAUGAACAAAGCUGGCUGCUCCAAAAAGGAAGAGAUCACUCUUAGGUUUAGAGGGAAAUGCAACCCCUGCGAUGGCUUCAGUUGUGACAAGGGUGUGUGUAUCCUGGAUGACAACAGGAACCCACAGUGCAGCUGUACACAGGAAUGCCCUGCACCAGAUCCCCUGGCUAGGAUUUGUGCCAGUAAUGGGAAGACUUACCCCAGCGAGUGUCAGAUGAACAAGGAAGCCUGCGAGAUGGGGAAGGACUUAGAGGUGGUGGACAGGUCACAGGGAUGUGAAGAGCUCUACAAGGAAGACAAAGGGAAGGCAGUAGAAGGCACCUUUGCUCUGUCAGAGCUGGACCGUAGACCCGCUGAGUUCCGGGCAACACUGGACGACCCCACCUCACCUGAGUACAAGGAUCUCAAGGACAAGUUGGAAAAUGCUCUUGAAGCCUCCCUGGGCCCUGGCAGAGAAGUCAAAAUCAUCGGGUUCAAGGACGGAAGCAUCAAGGUCAUUUUCCAGAUUGUCUUGCCGCCUCGCUCCCGAGACACACCCGAGGACGUCAAGGACAAACUGAUGGACGCAAUUCAAGACGCUCCUGACUUAGACAUCAAACCUGGCACCUUGAUGGUAGUAGAAGCAGAGUCCUGCUUUGGCCAAGUCUGUGAGUUCAGUUCGGAGUGCACGAUCGACCCGCGUACAAAAGACGCCACCUGCAGCUGCGAGUCCAUUAAGUGCGACGAGUCGUACGUUCCCGUCUGCGGAGACAACAGGGUCACCUACAACAACGACUGCCAACGCAAGCAGGCCGAGUGUCGGGAGCAGAAGCCCAUCCUCGUCAAAUACAACGGCAAAUGUGCCCCAGAAAAAGAUUUCUUCUGUGAAAACGUGAAGUGUGGAUUCGGCGCCACCUGCACGGUCAUUGACGGCAACCCCAUGUGCGAGUGUGACACGGUCUGCCCUGCGGAAUUCCGCCCGGUGUGCGGCUCGGACGGAGUGUCGUACAACAACAUGUGCUACCUGCAGGCCGAGGCCUGCGAGAAACAGCAGGAAAUCCGCAAGGUGGACGACAGGCUCUGCAAUGGCUGUGAGAACACCACUUGCAGGUUUGGAGCGAUCUGUCAGAGCAGCAGCUCAAACGAGGCUCUGUGUGUCUGCCCCAAGGCUUGUAUUGAGGUGUAUUCUCCUGUGUGUGGCUCUGAUGGUAAAACCUACUCCAACAAGUGUGAGCUGGAGGUGGCUUCCUGUAACCUGCAGAGGGACAUCAGGGCGGUGGCUGACAUGCCUUGUGAGGAUAUGGAGUGUGGAGGCACGCGCUGCGGCCCCUACCAGGAGUGUGUGGACGACAAGUGCCAGUGUCCCACCGCCUGUACUGCGAUUUACGACCCCGUCUGCGGGAGCGACGGCAAGACCUACGGCAGCGAGUGCAAGCUGGCGGUGGAGGCUUGUCGGGACGGACUGUCCGUCGUGGUGCAGGCGCCCGGACCGUGUGAAUUCGAAGGUUCUGGGUCCGGAUCAGGAGAAGAGCCGGACGAAGGUUCUGGGGGUGGACCCCGCAACCCCGACGACGAGUUUGACUUCUGCGACGAGGGAACCAACUGCCGCUUUGGCGGGAAGUGUAUGGACAUGGACCCUGACUCUGAGGGAGAGGAGUGCAUCUGUGAGACCAAAUGUUCCGGGGACAUCAAGCCUGUGUGUGGCAGCGACAAAGAGACCUACGACAACGAAUGCCGCCUGAAGCUUGCUGCCUGCACCUUGCAAAGAAACAUCCGAUUGAUGAGCAACGGGCCCUGCCCUGAUCGAGUGAAAGUGUUUCGGCAACAGUUUUUCUCGGAUGUCCCCCCUGCCCCUAAGACUGACUGUAAGGAGACAACCUACAAGUGCUGUCCGGAUGGCAAGACUCCCGCUGCAGGGGCUGGAUUCGCUGGCUGUCCAAGUGUGUGCAAGUGCAACACACUGGGCUCCUACGCACAGACAUGCGACUCCCAGUCUGGACAGUGCAGCUGCAAACCUGGCGUUGGCGGCAAGAAGUGCGACCGAUGCGAGCCGGGAUUCUGGAACUUCCGUGGCAUGCAGGAUGGAAAGAUCGGCUGCACGCCAUGCGAGUGCUCAAAGGGUGGCUCAGUCCGCGACGAUUGCGAUCAGAUGACCGGCAAGUGCGUGUGCAAACCGGGAGUGUCGGGAAUGAAAUGUGAUCGCUGCCGCAAGGGUCAGGUCAUGGGACCAACAGGCUGCCGAGAGCCGACCCAGAGAGAGCCUGAGGUGGCGGAGUCAUGUGACCAGCUGAUGUGCAAGUACGGCGCAGUCUGUAAGAAGAUGGGCCGCGACAUGGCACAGUGUGUCUGUCCCACCGAGUGCAAGAGGGGUACAAUCGAAACAAAGAGACCAGUGGACUGGAGGGUCUGUGGCUCAGAUGGACAGACAUUUGCGGAUGAGUGCCAGAUGAGGGUGAUCGCCUGUCGCUACCAGCAGGACAUCAAGGUGGCGUACGCAGGGCCCUGUAAAACAGAUGUUACGACAGCGGCUGUAACUCCGACAGGUCGCAACACGACAUGUCCUACCAACCUAACACGAACCCCUGCUUCAGAAAACGCGACCGACAAACCUAGCAUGCCCGAAGGUACAAAGGAAACGGUUUUGCCAACUGAGUCCACUCGUGUGCCCCCCACGAGCGCGUCGGAAAAUCUGGUCACACCAACAAAGAAGAUGUCUACGUUCCCACCACUGAAGACGACAGAGACGAUACGCCCGCCGGUCACGGUUACGCCGCCCCCGGUAGAUCGUACCCCCUGCAGCAGCGUACCCUGCAUGCAUGGCGGAACGUGUAAGAAGAUGAACAACGGGAGGAGCUUCGAGUGUUCGUGUCCAGCUGGGUGGACUGGUCCAGUGUGUGAAGAAGAGGUGUUCUUCUACCAGCCAGCCUUCGGAGGAGACUCCUACAUCGCCUUUAAGACUAUCAAGGUGUUCCUUAGCGGGACCAUCAUGUUGGACUUCAGGUACACUGGGAAGGAUGGUCUCCUGGUCUACAACGGACAGAAGAGCGGAAAGGACUUCAUCUCUCUUGCUAUCGUCAAUGGGAAACUCCAGUUCCAAUAUGACCUUGGAUCAGGCCCUUCAGAAAUCAUACACUCCCUCCCCUUGGAGCCAAACCGCUGGUACACGGUGUCUGCGUCUCGCGUGAAACGUGACGGCUACAUCCGCAUCGGCAACGAGCCGGACACCACUGGCGCCAGCCCCGGGAAAACGACAGGACUGAACCUAGACGAUGACUUCUAUGUGGGCAACAUCCCGCCAGAGGACAGAGAAAGGGUGUACCAGCGCAUUGGUGUGACUGGUGGAUUUAAGGGCUGCAUCCGCGAGCUGAAGGUCAUCGACCAGAAGGGUCAGGAGAAGAUGUACGACCUUCGACCCAACGGCAAGGACAUGAUGUUCGGUGUGGGCGUGAGCGAGUGCGGGUCAGACCCCUGCAAAGCCAAGCCGUGUCAGAACGAGGGACAGUGUGAGGAGACGAACGACGGGAACUUCAGAUGCGUCUGCAAGCAAGGCUUCCAUGGUCCCCUGUGCGGCCAUGCUGCCAGCGACCCCUGUGACCCCAACCCGUGCCACCCCAGUGCACUGUGCACCAUGAAACCUGAGGGAGGGUUCCUGUGCAAGUGUCCUGUAGGGAGAAGGGGAAGGCUCUGUGAUGAAGAAAUUGAAGACGUCCAGACCUUCAUCCCAGAAUUCAGCGGUAACUCCUACAUCCAGCGCCCAGGUCUGACUGCCGUCAGCAAGUCCCUGAGUGCUGAGGUCAUCUUCUACGCAACCAAGAACAACGGCAUGCUCCUGUACAACGGACAGAAGACUGACGGCAAGGGAGACUUUGUGUCCUUGAACCUGAAGGACGGAUACCUGGUCUUCAGAUUUAACUUGGGGAAGGGUCCUGCUGAUAUCAGAUCGGAAGAUCCCAUCAGUCUGAACGAAUGGCACGAGGUCAAGCUGGAUCGUAACUUGAGACGAGGGCAGAUGACCUUGGAUGGCAAGGUCGUGGGCACAGGAGAGUCACCUGGUGGGCCAUCCAACAAUGUACCGGAGGGUACGCUGUCCCAGCUGAACCUUGGUCUAGAUCUGUUUAUUGGCGGUGGCGACGAUUACUCCACUUUCGCACGCGACGCUGACAUCACCACCGGAUUCACAGGCGCCAUACAAAAGCUGGUCAUCGCAGAUGUGGAGGUGCCUGAUCUUGUUGACGGUGCCCUCGCCGCUGUGGACAUCGAAAACUUCGAGAAACACGGGUGCACCCGUAAGGACAACCCCUGUAAAAACGGAGGCGUGUGCAAGCCCAUGAUGGCGGACUACAAGUGCGAAUGUUCCGCUGGCUAUACAGGGAAACGCUGUGAGAAAGCUCCAAGUGAGUCAGUCGACCCCGCCCCUCUGCGACAGGAAGGCGUCGGCCUUGACGGGACAACCAUCCUCAGCUAUCCCAACGCCAUCAACAAAAGGGAGUCCAAUUCUAUUCGAGAACAGGAGCCCAACCAGGACGACAAUCACUUUGAGGUGACCUUCCGGACGACCUCUGACCACGGGCUGCUGCUCUGGAACCACAAGCCCGGCGGCGGUGACUUCAUCGCCCUUGCCAUCGUGGGCGGGAAACCCCAGCUGACCUACAAACUGGGAAAACAACCGUUCACCAUCGAGUCUCCGAUCACGGUGAACACGGGACGUUGGGUCACCAUUGUGGCUGACAGGAACAAGCGGGAGGGCUCACUGGAGAUUGUGGGGGUGGAAGGCUCCACUCAGACGGGAGAGUCACCGCCUGGUGCCUCCCAGCUCAACACUGAUGGUGUCCUCUGGAUAGGUGGAUUCAGCGGAGCUCUCCCCAGCGGCCUGCCCUCAGAGUACAACUCCGGCUUCGUAGGCUGCAUCAAAGACGUGAAAAUCGACAGACAAGAGCUAGACCUUCUACAGAACUCCAUAGAAAGAAGGAAUCUAAAGCCCUGCACUGGAUAAAAAAAGAAAACAUGUCUUCCCUGGGGGAGGGUAGCUUAUAGCUUAGGUAGAAGCCCAAGCCAGUUUUAUACCUUGUACAUGUAUCCACCACACCACUAUUGGAGCUACAAUAUUUUGUUGCAACUUGGGUUUAGACUGGGUUUCCAUACAAUGGCCUGUAGUACAGUGAUCUCUGUAAUUAUGAAUUUUACUAUCUUCCCCCAGUGGGGUCAGGAUAUAUUGAGCGCUACACGUUUAACACGGAGUAUUUAGCUGGGCAUUCAGAAGAAAAGUUGUUCGACUGUUCCUUCGAAACAAUAUAAGGAUAAAACAUUUGGACAGAAGUCUUGGUUUAAACCUCCAAUACCACUUUUUAGAAAUUCAACAGGCCCUCAAAAGCCAGGCAGCCGUUUAGGAUUGUAUAGACCUACAAGCCACUAGAAAUUGGACGGGAAUAUGCGUACUUAAACCAGUCCCCAAAACUGCUCUUUCGUUUUCGACAAUUCCUGCCCUCGAGGUGUGGGAGAGAUAAAUAAAGAGUUGUAGGUCCUUCGAUGUGCAGAGAAGAAAAAAAAUUCAAAGGAUUUAAUCGUUGUACAUGUACAGUUGUCUUUCUUUUUGUCGAGACCAAAAUAACGAUGUGUGUGGUCAGUGUGACGGUGCUAUUUCUCACUACUUAGGGUUACAUUUCUGAGUUCUCUUGUCUAUAUGAUGGUUUUAUGUCUUGAUCUAGCACUACAUCCAAACAGUGGGCAGAAUUAACAAAGUUUAGUUGUCAAAAUUCUCCAUGUUGGUACACAUGUACUUAUUGGCACAACCCUCAAAAGGGGUUUAGAAAAAGAUGUGAUACGCUCACGUUACUAGGUCUAUCCUGACACAAUUUUUACUACUAGUGGCUUGUAGAUUGUAUUUAUGCUACAGUUUGGUCAGCCUCAGCUAGCUAUGUACAGGUGCAUUCAAGUCCUCUAGAUACGGUAGUCUUUGAUAGCUACAAAUGCUAUAACUCAUAAGCAAACAUGACAUAUAUAACAUUAGUGUUGUAUCUAGGUAUCUUGGAAAUUAAGGACAAUUUGGUGAAUAUAUUGUGAUCUGGAGAAACUAAUCUGUGAAUAUAUAAGCCAUAUAUUUAUAUGAAAUUCUUUCUACUAUGUGAUUUAGCUUGAGUGUUGCUAGAGUGAGUGAUCACUAUGUUAUACCGUAACUCGGGAAAUCUUUGCAACCCAUGCUCUCAUCUGUGCUUUAGCUCUUUCGCUAGAGAUUUGAGCUGCAUAAAAAAAGUUACCUGUACAAAUUGAAGGCAUUUUUUGCCUAGUUUGAUGGAAUAUAGAAGUUAUGAAGUAAAGUAAUGUGAAGAAAUUGUGUAGAAAAUGAAUUUUGUGUGAGGCACACUGUGAGGUUGAAUGUAUGGAGUUUUUACCCUUCAAACCUUUUUUUUGUCUUAUUUACGGUAAAUUUUUCCCGAGAAAUAUUAUAGAUGUAGUUGUGGGAUUUGGUUGCAACAAAAUACUUGUUUUUUUUUUCUUUAUUAUUAUAUAAGUAUCAUAAGCACCAGACUGUAUGUAUUAUAUUUUUCUCUCCAUGGAUUUUGAUGAUGUAUCCCUUAAAUUGAUGAGUUAUUGAUUAUUGUUUGUUGUAUCUAUAGUCCUAGGAAUCGUUCUUAAUUACUCGAGUUGUUUGGUGACAGUUAUUGUGACCAGUAUCAAUCCAUAUUUCCAAUUAUAGUAUCAAAUUCUCCAUUGAAAUUGAGUGGUGACCAUGUUGUGAGAGAGAGAGCUUACCAUAGUCAUUGGUCCGGAUAUGGAUCCUUCCAACAUGUACUUGAACAAUGUCUUUCCAUAAUACAUUCCUUUCAAUAAAGCUUUCAUGAUGUUUUA